GACACAAGUCCCUGAUCACAGCACUAGAAGAGCUGGUGCUGAAAUUGGAGGAAGAUGGCAAAGGCCAAAAUGUUCUAUUGUGUUGUUGUCUGUCUUAUUUUACUAGUAGUACUGUUUGUGGGAGAGGGACAAAGCCGCGUUCUUAUACAUAACAUUAGUUCCUCAUCAGAUGAUCAACUAGUUUCCAAUGGCAUUGAUGAUCAUCAAUCUCAUCCUUCUCCUUCCCUACUUCUUAAGAAGAGCCAUUAUUAUUCUUCUGAUGAUCAACCCUCCUGUGAGCGCUUAUUCAGCUUCCUUCCCUGCACUGAUACCGUUGAAACCGGCUUGUUCCUUGUUGCACUCUAUGGAUACAUGCUAUUCAUGGGUGAGUGUCAUGUCACUAGUGGCAGAGAAUCACUAUACAAGAUCAUUGGCAAUGGUUGGUAUGGUUCUAGCCUCUUCCACAUUUUUGGUGUUCUACCUGAGGCCACUGUCAUUCUUUUCUCUGGGCUUUUUAAGAGUAAAGAGGAGGCUCAAGAACGGGUAUUCACCGGAGUGGGAUUGCUGGCUGGUUCAACGAUCACCCUUUUGACUUUAAUAUGGGGAACUUGCAUUCUUGUGGCCAGGAAUGAUAAAACUUCCUCUUCCUCUUCUAAUGAAUCAGAAGUUUCAUCUUCUCAAGACUUGCAGAAUACAAGAUCUAUAAGAUCCUUUUUGACUAGUUCUAGGGUUACUACUGAUAAGGAAACAAGUAAACUAGCAGCAAUCAUGGUUCUAUCUAUGGUCCCAUUCAUUAUUGUGCAACUACCACAAAUUUUCAAGUCUAUUUGCUCUGAUCAUACUGUGAUCUUGAUUGCUCUUAUUACUAGCAUUGUCUUGCUUCUUUCCUACUUCAUCUAUCAGGAAAUCACACCCUGGAUUCAAAUGAGGAAACUAGAAUAUGUGAAGCAAAUGUAUUUACUGAUCGAUAUUUUGAAGCAUAUACAAAAUAAUGCCCUAGGAAAUCUCCUCACCAGUAAUGGUGCACCUAAUGUAUCUGCUAUAAGACGGCUAAUUCGGGCAAUCGACCAAGAUAACGACGAGGCAAUAUCAAUCACCGAAUUUCAAGAAGUACUCAAAGGACUUAAGAUUGGAGAUAUGGACACUAAGAAAGCAAUAGAGAAACUAAUGAAGGAAUUUGAUGCAGAUGGUGAUAAUAAGAUUGAUGAAACAGAGUUCAUAAAUGGACUCAAGAAAAUGAUGGAAACUGCAAAGAAUAUGGUUUCAGAUAAGUACUCUGCCCCAGAAGAUCUUCAAGAUGACAAGGCUUACCAGGAAAUUUGGCAAGAAGUUGAAACUGAUGAGUUAAUGGAAAAGAACCAUACAUGGACUUUGAUGAAAGCUGUAUUAGAAUUGUUGGUUGGAAUGAUCAUCUUAGCUUUGCUUUCAGAACCUCUUGUGGAUGCUGUUCAAGGCUUCUCAACUGCUGCAAAAAUCCCUCCUUUUUUUGUUGCAUUUGUAGUAGUCCCCUUGGCUACUAACUCAAGAGAGGCACUAUCAGCAAUUAGCACUGCUAGCCGAAAGACUCCGAGAACUUGUUCUUUAACUUUAUCUGAGAUUUACAGUGAUAUCUUCAUGAACAAUCUCAUAGGCUUAUCUGUGUUUUUAACGAUUGUUUAUGCUCGGGGCUUGACAUGGAACUUCUCAGCUGAAGUGCUAGUUGUUUUCAUUGUUUGCAUGGUGAUGGGUCUUCUUGCAAGCUUCCGGCACACCUUCCCUGUUUGGACAUCUAUUGUGGCUUAUCUUCUCUACCCUUUCUCUUUGGUACUAGUUUAUGUCCUAAAUUAUAAGUUGCACUGGUCUUAA
Messenger RNA from Telopea speciosissima, 1824 nucleotides. Its product is annotated as sodium/calcium exchanger NCL2-like. Gene Ontology annotation, biological process: intracellular calcium ion homeostasis; calcium ion transmembrane transport. Lineage: Eukaryota; Viridiplantae; Streptophyta; Magnoliopsida; Proteales; Proteaceae. The record is from RefSeq and is a predicted model, not a curated record. Gene Ontology annotation, cellular component: membrane. Gene Ontology annotation, molecular function: calcium:proton antiporter activity; calcium ion binding. The transcript is spliced from 7 exons. The coding region runs from base 55 to 1824 and encodes 589 amino acids.